AUCUAUGUUUUUUUUUUAUGUUUAUUGUUUUGACGCAACCUUUAUAUUACCUGACGUGUUCACUACCGCUCGAUCGACAGGUAUAAAUCGGGUGUUUGAUGUAGAGUAGGAGAAUUAUUUUAUUCGAAUUAUUGUGAUUGUGAGUGUGUAGAUGUUCUACGCUUUUAUUUAUUCUACGUGUGCUAUAUAUACAAUUUUUCCAUAAUUGACCCCAUGUUAUUGUGUCGAGUCGUUUAAUAACAAUUACAGAUUAAAACUGGUGAUGGGAGAGAAAAAUUGGAAAGAUUGGAGACCUUUUGUAUAUGGAGGUUUAGCUUCCAUUGUUGCGGAACUUUGUACUUUUCCUUUAGACACGACUAAAACACGCUUGCAAGUACAAGGUCAAAAGUAUGAUCGAAAACUUGCACGUUUAAGAUAUUCUGGUAUGACGGAUGCUUUGUUACAAAUAUCGAAACAAGAAGGAAUGAAAGGUUUAUAUUCUGGGAUUAGUUCUGCGAUCUUACGUCAAGCGACAUAUGGAACGAUAAAGUUUGGCACAUAUUAUUCUCUUAAGAAAGCUGUGAUUGAUACGUGGGCGAUAGAUGACUUAUUCACGAUAAAUAUUGUUUGCGCAGCGUUAGCUGGAGCUAUUUCAAGUGCGAUAGCCAAUCCUACUGAUGUGGUAAAAGUUCGUAUGCAAGUCACUGGCAACGUUACGAACGUAUCACUGUUUACUUGCUUCCAAGAUGUAUAUAAACAUGAAGGUAUUCGUGGGCUUUGGAGGGGUGUUGGGCCUACCGCUCAACGAGCGGCCGUUAUCGCGGCUGUAGAGUUGCCUAUAUAUGAUUAUACCAAGAAUAAAUGUAUGAGUAUAUUGGGAAACAGCAUUAGUAAUCAUUUCGUAUCGAGUUUUGCAGCUAGUAUGGGAAGUGCUGUAGCUUCAACGCCUAUAGAUGUUAUUCGCACACGAUUGAUGAAUCAAAGAGGAGUGCACGUCGCUAACAAUAAGCUUUCGUCACAUAUUUACAAUGGCAGUAUAGAUUGCUUGGUUCAGACGAUUAAAUAUGAAGGAGUUUUAGCACUGUACAAAGGUUUCAUCCCGACGUGGUUUAGAAUGGGACCAUGGAAUAUUAUAUUUUUCAUUACUUACGAGCAAUUGAAACGUUUUUGAUGUAUCAUCAAAUAUUGAAAAAUCGAAAUAUUCGAUUUUUCUCAUCAAACUAAGAUUUGGAAGAGCUUAAUGUAAACGUCAUUGUGCAUACAACGUUUACUAUCUCAGUUGUAAUCUCAUUGUCAGUCGUAAUUUGUUGUCAGUUAUAAUUCCUUAAGCGUGAAAGUAAUGUAUUAAUUAGGUACUUUAAUGCGAGUAUAAAAUAAGUAUUACAUAUACUUAUAUAAAGUACACAAACAAAUUAGAAUAUCUUUCAACCUCUUCCGUUGAUAUAAUAUUAUACUUAAUGUAAUUUUGUAGAGAGAAACGGAUAUAUGAAAAAGAAAGUAAUUGAAAAAGUUCAAGAGCUUCCUAAAGUACAAACUUCCAAAAAUCUAUCUCUUAGUUAAAUUAUUAUGCAAAAGACACCUUUAUAGAAUUUAUUACAAAGCUCAUUUUCUCGGUGUUACUUACAAGUAGAGUUAGUCUGAUUCCAUCUCGAAAUUUUUAUACAAGGUGUUUCAGGACUCGUGAAACAAAUUUCAGGAUGAUGAUAGGUCUCGCUAAAAGAAUCAAUUUUUAUUAAAAAACUCGUAUCCUUCGACGCGUCUUUAAGGAGCUACAUGAUGUCCCUGUUUAAACCGCCUGUGAAAUAGACAACGGGUCGCGCGACAGCAUUGCGUGUGACAUCGACAAUGUUAAUCUAUAUCCUUUAAUUUUUACUUUUUUUUAAUUCUUUUAAAAAGAAGUGGAUUAGUAUUGUCAGACGUAAUGCUAUCGCGCGAUCUACCUCACAGGUGGUCCGAACAGGGAUGCGUACCUCCUUAAGAACGCGUCGGAGGACAUAAGUUUCUGGAAAAAAUUGAUUCUUUUGGUGAAAUUUACCAUGCCCUGAAAUUUGUCCUAUGAUUCCUGAAUGAAUUCUAAAACAUCCUGUACAUCGUAAAAUCGAUUCUGUGUAACAAGUUCUUAUUAAGAGUAUCGAUUAAUAUUAAUAAUCCAAGUAUGUUAAAAUACUGCGUAUAGAGACAAAAGUUUAAGAUUUCGGAUUUACCGCAAUGGUUUUGUACAAUACUAGUCAUUUAGUUAUCCGUCGUGAAUAUACUGUUGAAUCAUUUUACUUUCAGUAUUUUUACAUAGCAUUUAUUGUCAUAUUUCUGGUACAUAUACUAGUCAUUUUAAGAGAUUCUUAUAAAAUCAAUAUAUUAAACGUGAUCUAU
Molecule: messenger RNA, 2349 nt
Organism: Formica exsecta
Lineage: Eukaryota; Metazoa; Arthropoda; Insecta; Hymenoptera; Formicidae
Gene: Bmcp
Product: mitochondrial uncoupling protein Bmcp
Exons: 8
Coding region: 263-1150 (295 amino acids)
Biological process (GO): transmembrane transport
Source: RefSeq, a predicted model, not a curated record